Cucumis melo (muskmelon) is the source of this 1344-nucleotide messenger RNA. RefSeq names its product probable 2-oxoglutarate/Fe(II)-dependent dioxygenase. The record is from RefSeq and is a predicted model, not a curated record. Lineage: Eukaryota; Viridiplantae; Streptophyta; Magnoliopsida; Cucurbitales; Cucurbitaceae. The transcript is spliced from 4 exons. Bases 79 to 1167 code for a protein of 362 amino acids.
AUAAAAAUCAAAAUCAAAUCUCAUUACCUUUUCCAUACAUAAUUUCAGAAACCAAUCAAUCACAAAAAUAAGAAACUCAUGGCGGAGGAGAAGAACAACGACACAUUAAGGUUCGGAAGUUCCAUUCUAGUACCUUCCGUUCAAGAGUUAGCCAAACACCCCAUCACCGAAAUUCCACAUCGAUACAUCCGCCCCGAUCUCCCCCACCACUCCCCCAUCUCCUCCGACGCUUCCCAAAUCCCCGUCAUCGACAUGUCCAACUUGCGCUCCCAUGAUACAAUGGAUUCCGAGUUGUCUCGCCUUCACUCCGCCUGCAAAAAUUGGGGAUUCUUUCAGUUGGUGAAGCACGGAGUGAGCGAAUCGUUGAUGGAGAGAAUGAAGAUGGAAACUCAGAAAUUGUUCGAACUUCCGAUUGAAGAGAAGAAAAAGCUAUGGCAAAGAGCGGGAGAUGUAGAGGGAUUUGGACAAGCUUUCGUUAGAAGUGAAGAACAGAAAUUGGAUUGGUGUGAUAUGUUCUUCAUGGCUACAUUGCCUUUACAUUUCAGGAAUCCCCGAUUGUUACAAAAUCUCCCUCUCUCUUUGAGAGAGACAUUGGAGGAGUACUCGGCGGCGGUGAAGGAUGUGGCGACGGAGAUAUUUGACGGUGUUGAGAAAGCGUUGGGGAUAAAAGAGGGAGAGUUGAGUGAAUUGUUCAAGAACGGUAAUCAAUCGAUGAGAAUGAACUAUUACCCACCCUGCCCGGAGCCGGAGAAGGUGAUCGGGCUGGCGCCUCAUUCCGACUCCGUUGGCCUCACGAUUCUGCUCCAAAUCAACAAAGUUGAAGGUCUAAAGAUUAAGAAAGAGGGGAAUUGGAUUAACGUUAUGCCUCUCCCAAAUGCCUUCAUCGUUAACAUUGGCGACAUCUUGGAGAUGGUAACAAAUGGGGAAUACAAAAGCAUAGAGCAUUGUGCAACAGUGAACUCAAAGAGUGAAAGGUUGUCCAUAGCAACUUUCAACUCUCCAAGUUUGGAGAAAGAAAUAAGGCCAACACCAUCCCUUGUUACGCCUCAUUCUCCUCCUUUAUUUAGAACUGUGACACAUCAAGAGUAUGUGAGGGGCCUUUUCUCUCGAACAAUUGACGGAAAAUCUUAUCUCGAAGCAAUGCGAAUUCACCCUCAUUCAACCUAAUUAUUUGCUUUUCAAAUUGGAGUCUAAGAUUGAAAAAGUUAUAUUUGAUGUUUGGAUGUUAAAAGUCCCUAAAUGAAAUUUCAUAUGAAACUAUUAUCUUUUCUACAAAAUUUCAUAUAUUUGAAAUGGAUUGUUUUGGAUGUUGAAAUGUAUUACAUGUUUAUUAUUUUAUCUAAA